CAGCUCUCAAACACUAAGCCUCACAAAAAUGUUGUUUACGUUAGCGCAGAGGUCGUUUAGAGCCUGGAUCUGACAGAUGAAGAUAAAGUUUACUUCCUUUUGUUCUUUGCUGUAAGUUUAGUCAGCAUGGCUGUGAUUUUCUUAUCACUAAAAUUAUUCUCUGCUCGUAGAUGCCACUUGUGAUCUGCAAAGGAACGAAACUGAACAUUUGCCAAACAAAACUGCGACAUUAGAUGCCAGCAGACACACCUUGAGGUGAGUCAGAAGGUUGCGGAGACUUUCAGAGCGAGAACAAGAUGCCUGUGGUUAAGGCGGAGGACGAGGCUCCGGCUCAGACGGCCGUGGAGACGACAGACUCUCAGAACGCAGAUCCUCCAAAAGGCCGACGCAGGAAAAGGCCUCUGCAGAGGGGAAAACCUCCCUACAGCUACAUCGCUCUCAUCUCCAUGGCCAUCGCGAGCUCCCCUGAUCGCAAGCUCACUCUCGGGGGCAUCUACAAGUUCAUCACGGACCGCUUCCCUUUUUAUCGGGACAAUUCCAAAAAAUGGCAGAACUCUAUCCGACACAAUCUGACACUCAAUGACUGCUUCGUCAAAAUCCCCCGAGAACCGGGGAGGCCUGGGAAGGGCAACUACUGGUCACUGGACCCAAAUGCGGAGGACAUGUUCGAGAGCGGGAGCUUCCUGCGACGUCGCAAACGCUUUAAACGCUGCGAUUUCACCACCUACUGUACCUCCUCGUCAACGUACCAUCACGACUCGCCCAUUUUCUCUCCGGUCCAGAUCGCCUCCUCCGUCUACGGGUCGGUGUACCCGACGUAUGCGCCGCAGAUCUCUCCCCCGUACUACCCACCAUCCACGACCCCGUUUGGUUCGAGCCAGUCUCGUGUGUUCAGCAUCAACACCAUCAUCGGGUCUGGCGGUUUGGUGCACAGCCCUCCGGAGACGCCGCCGGCGCAGCCAUCGUGCCGUAACUUCAACCAAGACGGAGGAGGAUCGUGCUCACUAAACUCCAACCAUAUCGCCUUCUCGUACCCCAACACUGGGAAUCAUGGGUACGGCCAGGCCGCUCAGGGCAUGUUCACGCACAACGGCACACAGAACUACAUACCCUCUGGGCGACUAGGGGUGACGGGGUCAUCCCCCAUCACCACGGAUGUAGCAAAUGAUCCAUACAUCCAUAACAGCGGUGGAACAGGUGGGUACAUGAGACCUGUAACGUAUCCGUCCUGCAUGGACCGGUUUGUUUCUGCCAUUUAAAAGCUAUGAAGGUGCUAAAAAGAGAUAAAUACACUGCUGCCUGGGACCAGACUGCACGCGGGUACAACACUAUUUAAAGACUGGUACACCUGACUGUUUGGUUCUUAUUUUUAAAUCAACUAUUCCUGAGCUCAUGGAAAUCAGUUAUAUUCGCUGCACAUGUGGAAAAUAUGGCAGUAUCUCAGGUCACAUGUUUCUUUAUUCUCUCUCUCUCUCUCUCUCUCUCUCUCUCUCUCUCCUGAAGUGGAACGACGUUUGAAAAGACUUGACGUUCUCAGCUCACAGCACAGAAUUCACCUCACUGACUCUGAAAAGAAUGAACAUUUUGAUCAUUUUUACUGACCCAGGAAUAGAGUGCAGGUUGAUUAUGUUAAAGAGAUGUUUACUGUUUCCUCUGUUUUUACCGUGUGUGAAAUGUGUUCCGGUGUGUUUCUGUAAUUAUUUUGCAUUCUACUGCAUUUCUUUUUUUGUACAGAUAUUAAAAAUAAACUAAUGAAAUAGAAAAACCUCAUUUGAGGAAAGCUGUUUAUUAUGUGGUUGGGUUUUUUCUCCUUUUUCUUUGUUCUUGCACAAUUUCAAUUAAAUCUUUAUUGUUGAAGUCCAUGAAGAACUCCAUUAUAAAUUUGUGGCUUAUUGAGUAAUUAUUUAAACAAUUC
Molecule: messenger RNA, 1915 nt
Organism: Ictalurus furcatus (blue catfish)
Lineage: Eukaryota; Metazoa; Chordata; Actinopteri; Siluriformes; Ictaluridae
Gene: foxe1
Product: forkhead box E1
Exons: 1
Coding region: 297-1259 (320 amino acids)
Biological process (GO): regulation of transcription by RNA polymerase II; cell differentiation; anatomical structure morphogenesis
Molecular function (GO): RNA polymerase II cis-regulatory region sequence-specific DNA binding; DNA-binding transcription factor activity, RNA polymerase II-specific
Source: RefSeq, a predicted model, not a curated record